AUGUCUAGUGGACCUCCUACUAAAAAAAAGAGACAAGGUCGUAGGAACAAUAAUCAAAUAGAGUACCUAGUAGACUAUUUGAUUCAACACCCGAAUGUAGCUACAGGGAAAUUCAUGAAAAUGAAUGCAAGAGACGCACUCCAAGGAUCUUGGGAAGAACUCGUUAGACAAUUGAAUGAGAUGCGAAGUAAUGGGCAGUCUGAAAAAAAUGUUAAAUCAUGGAAAGAGGUUGGUACAAUGUAUCAGGUACAUAGAUGUCCACAAGAUUUUGUGUUAGGUACAGCACACUUUUUAAACAGUACUUUAAAUGAAACUAUACAAACUCUUCACGAGGAAGAUCAAAAGGAUCUUGUGUAUCUCUCAAAACCCUUCUUUCGAUUCGCCGUUCUUGUACUCUAA
Messenger RNA from Macrosiphum euphorbiae (potato aphid), 399 nucleotides. The record is from the annotation of a GenBank genome assembly. NCBI's taxonomy places the organism in Eukaryota, Metazoa, Arthropoda, Insecta, Hemiptera, Aphididae.